AUGCCGCUUGAAGUCAGAUCCAACGAAAUCAGUCUUGCCGAACGGCAGGCUACUGGCAAUCGCCAGGCUACGAGGCAGGAGUCUGCCCGAGAGCGACUGGGGUCUCUUGAACAAGCGACCGCUGGCAGCGCCGUGCUUGGAAAACGUGCCAGCGCAAAGAGGGCACGCCAACUUUUGACGCGCUUAUUGCGGGGCCAUGUCAAUGGGCUCUGGGAGUUUGACGACGCCCGUCUGACGAUGAGCGAGCUUAGGGCAAUCGCACAGUUAGACCCGGAAGAAGGAUCAAGGCGAGCGCGACUGCUUGUCCUUCGGCCUGAUGUUAGCGAGAUGACAGGGAUUCUCAUAUGGAGGCGCAUCGUUAACCGUCUCGCGAUCCCCGAAACCAUUAUGGCUAUACUCGACCAGGCAGAAAGCCGAAGAAGCUUCACGAAAGUUCAAGAAUCUGCCAUGCCGAGCCAAGACCUCCGGCGACAAGCCAACGCUAUUAUCCGAAGAGAGGCCUGGGUCGGUGACUACCGAGUUUCGGAAACAUCACGAGUGGCCGAGUGUCGGCCUCGCAAGGGCCGUAUUGUGGUGCUGAUGUCGACCGUCGAGGAAGAAUCAUGUGAGGCGGUAUCGAGUGGGUAA
Messenger RNA from Parascedosporium putredinis, 627 nucleotides. The record is from the annotation of a GenBank genome assembly. NCBI's taxonomy places the organism in Eukaryota, Fungi, Ascomycota, Sordariomycetes, Microascales, Microascaceae.